Molecule: messenger RNA, 16195 nt
Organism: Bacillus rossius redtenbacheri
Lineage: Eukaryota; Metazoa; Arthropoda; Insecta; Phasmatodea; Bacillidae
Gene: kcc
Product: solute carrier family 12 member 6
Exons: 20
Coding region: 142-3504 (1120 amino acids)
Biological process (GO): potassium ion import across plasma membrane; chloride ion homeostasis; chloride transmembrane transport
Cellular component (GO): plasma membrane
Molecular function (GO): potassium:chloride symporter activity
Source: RefSeq, a predicted model, not a curated record
AGUCUCCGGGCGAAGGCGCUGCCGACGGUCCUGCCCCAGCGUGCCAAGGGCGGCCGACGAGAGAGCGCUGCCUGCAGCAACACUGCGUGGAGGGCCCCGUGUGCCAGGCCCGCUGGUAGCCAGCCCCGCUGAUCGAUAGCGAUGGCGAGCGACGGGGACGCGCGGCGCUUCGUCACCGAGAAGGUGGCCGAGGAGGGCGGGUCGCCGGCCUCCAGGCACGGCAGUCCCGGCGGCAAGGUUGCCGUUCCCGACGGCAACUGCUCCAAGGGCGCCGCGGAGAAAGGCGAUGGAUCCGAUGAGCAGCCUUUCGUCACGGACCGAGAAAAGAUGUCGGGAUACGAAACAAAUCUGUACCUGUACUCGGAGGAGCUGGAGGACCGGCCACAGGUGUCCACGCUGCUCAGCUCGCUGGCCAACUACAGCAACACCAUCCCGGCGCCCACCGACCCCGACGCCAAGCCCGUGCAGAGCGCGCGCAUGGGCACCCUCAUCGGCGUCUACCUGCCCUGCAUCCAGAACAUCUUCGGCGUCAUCCUCUUCAUCCGCCUCACGUGGGUGGUCGGCACCGCCGGCGCCUUGUUCGGCUUCCUCAUCGUCUUCACCUGCUGCUGCGUGACGAUGCUGACGGCCAUCUCGAUGAGCGCCAUCGCGACGAACGGCGUGGUGCCCGGGGGCGGGCCCUACUUCAUGAUCUCGCGCUCCCUGGGCCCCGAGUUCGGCGGCGCCGUGGGGCUGCUGUUCUACACGGGGACCACCCUGGCCGCCGCCAUGUACAUCGUGGGCGCCGUGGAGAUCAUGCUGACGUACAUGGCGCCCAGCCUGUCCAUCUUCGGCGACUUCACCAAGGACGCCAACAUCAUGUACAACAACUUCCGCGUGUACGGCACGGGCCUGCUGAUGGUGAUGGGCGUGAUCGUGUUCGUGGGCGUCAAGUUCGUGAACAAGUUCGCGACGGUGGCGCUGGCGUGCGUGUUGCUGUCCAUCCUCGCCGUCUACGUCGGCAUCUUCACCAACUUCAACGGCAACGACAAGCUGCAAAUGUGUGUGCUGGGAACGCGACUGCUCAAAGACAUCAAGAUACACGAGUGCUACAAGAACUCCUCGGGCAAGCUGUUCGAGUUGUACUGCGGCAACUCCUCUGCCACCUGCGAGCCGUACUUCGAGGCCAACAACGUCACCAUCGUGCGGGGCAUCAAGGGGCUGUCGAGCGGCGUGUUCCUGGAAAACAUAUACGACAGUUUCUUUGAAGAGGGCCAGUUCAUAGCCAAGUCAAAAGAUCCUGACGAAAUGGAGCCGAUGGACCGACCCACGUACAACCAAAUCCUCGUCGAUUUGACCACAACCUUCACUAUACUCAUUGGAAUUUUCUUUCCUUCGGUAACAGGUAUCAUGGCCGGCUGCAACAGAUCCGGAGACCUGGCGGACGCGCAGAGGUCCAUACCGAUCGGGACGAUAUGCGCCAUCCUCACUACGUCCAUCGUCUACUUGUCUUCCGUCAUGCUGUUUGCCGGCACCGUCGACAACCUCCUGUUGCGGGACAAGUUCGGGCAGAGCAUCGGCGGGCGACUGGUGGUGGCGAACAUAGCGUGGCCCAACGAGUGGGUGAUCCUGAUCGGCUCCUUCCUGUCGACGAUCGGCGCCGGGCUGCAGAGCCUGACGGGCGCCCCGCGCCUGCUGCAGGCCAUCGCCAAGGACGGCAUCGUGCCGUUCCUCGCGCCGUUCGCGGUGUCGUCGUCGCGCGGCGAGCCGACGCGCGCCCUCGUGCUCACGGUGCUCAUCUGCCAGUGCGGCAUCCUGCUGGGCAACGUGGACUACCUGGCCCCGCUGCUGUCCAUGUUCUUCCUCAUGUGCUACGGCUUCGUGAACCUGGCGUGCGCCGUGCAGACCUUGCUGCGCACCCCCAACUGGCGGCCCCGCUUCAAAUACUACCACUGGUCACUUUCCUUCCUGGGUCUGGCGCUGUGCAUCUCGGUGAUGUUCAUGACUAGUUGGUACUACGCCUUGCUAGCCAUGGGUUUGGCUGGCUUGAUCUACAAAUAUAUUGAAUACAGAGGGGCGGAGAAGGAGUGGGGGGACGGCAUACGGGGCCUGGCGCUGUCCGCGGCCAGGUUCAGCCUCCUGCGGCUGGAGGAGGGCCCCCCGCACACCAAGAACUGGCGGCCGCAGAUCCUCAUCCUGGCCAAGCUCACGCCUGACCUGCUGCCCAAGCACCGCAAGCUCUUCGCCUUCGCCUCGCAGCUCAAGGCCGGUAAGGGCCUGACGGUGUGCGUGUCGGUGCUGCAAGGAGACUACACCCGCAGCAGCGGGGAGGCGCUGGCGGCCAAGCAGAGCCUGAGGCGCACCAUGGAGGAGGAGAAGGUCAAGGGCUUCGUGGACGUGCUGGUGGCUCGGGACAUCGCGGACGGCCUCAGUCACCUGAUCCAGACCACGGGGCUGGGCGGCAUGAAGCCCAACACGGUGAUCCUAGGCUGGCCCUACGGCUGGCGGCAGUCCGAGAACGAGAGGACUUGGCACGUGUUCCUCGACACGGUGCGCAGCGUGGCCUCCGCGCGCAUGGCGCUGCUCGUGCCCAAGGGCAUCACCUUCUUCCCCGACAGCACGGAGAAGGUGGUUGGCAACAUUGACAUGUGGUGGAUCGUUCACGACGGCGGCCUGCUAAUGUUGCUGCCGUUCCUGCUCAAACAACACCGCACGUGGAAGAACUGCAAGAUGCGCAUCUUCACUGUGGCACAGCUGGAGGACAACUCCAUUCAGAUGAAGAAGGAUUUGAAGAUGUUCCUGUAUCACCUGAGAAUACAAGCGGAAGUGGAAGUGGUGGAGAUGGUGGACAGCGACAUCUCGGCGUACACGUACGAGCGCACCCUCGUGAUGGAGCAGAGGAACCAGAUGCUGCGAGAGCUGCGGCUCAACAAGAAGGAGAGUCUAGGAGUGGUCCAAACACUUGUAGAUUUCAACGAAGUUCCACCGGAGGAGAAACUGCCUUUGGUACAAGCAAUAGUCGACCAUCACCACACGGACGUGAAGACGGCGACCAAGGUGCGCUUCCAGGAACCUGGCAAGGACAAAGAAGCAGAAGCAGACGGUGACAAAGCAACCGAAGAGAACGGGAACAAAGAGGGUCAAGUUGAAGCUGAAACUAAAGAAGACAAUACGAACAAUGACAAAGUCACAAUUCCCACCGAAAACCAGCAAGGUGACAACAAGCUAGAAGAGAACAACAAAGAAGCUGCAAGCAAUGAUACCUCCGAAAAGAACAAGAUGUCCAUCACUCCUGAUGAAGGCAACGUUAGAAGAAUGCACACAGCCGUGAAGCUGAACGAAGUCAUCGUCAACAAAUCCCACGACGCUCAGCUUGUGAUCCUGAACUUACCAGGUCCACCUCGGGACAAGAAAAUGGAAAGAGAAUCUAACUACAUGGAGUUCCUGGAAGUGUUGACGGAAGGACUGGAGAGAGUGCUGAUGGUGAGGGGCGGAGGCCGAGAAGUGAUCACCAUCUACUCGUGAAGCUCACAUUGUGAAGUGUGUGUGUGUGUUGCGUGGUGCUAUUACAUCACCAUCCUAACAAAUAAGUAUUCUGUUAUGAACUUGCUGAUCAAAUAGUGUUCAUAUCAAAUAAGGAAAUUCAGCAGUCACCACAAACAUAACGUUUUCACCCAACAUUAAUUUUAGCGUAAUUUUUUUAAAUAUUUUACUAGUGUGAUAUUUUACCCCUUAUAGGUUACUUACUUUUUAUCUUUUGCAAGCCUUGGAGCAUUAUGUUAACAAAAUUUGAAAAUAGUUUUAUUUUUUAUACUAAAAUCUUACUUUUUUGCAUUUUUAUUUUAACAUUACUGUACUUGAACUUUAAAGUGAAAAACUGAGGCCUAGUUAGAUCUCACAGUCAGAUUUAUACACUUAUCACUGUACAAUUUUAAAAUUUUUUUUAGGGAUAUGUUUUAUAAUUAUUUUACAAGUACUUAACAAGUUUGCUUUUGAAUAUAUUUUACCCACUAUAAUAUUUUUUUAACAAGAAUGAUCCAUUUUUUUAUUGUUUUGUACAAUAAUAAGGAAUAAGCAAAACCAAGGAAAACUUAAAAAUAAAUAUGGUCAUGCAUGGCUGUGUGAAAAAAAGCUGAGUUCAGACCUUAAAAUAAAUUAAGGUUUAUGUGAUCAGUGUCUGAACAGAAAGUUGAAUUAUUGUCACUGAUAACGUGACACUCAAUACUUAUUACUCUCAACUAUCUUUAAGUCAUUCCAUAAAAUCACCCAAGUCACAUUCAUCAAAUCAUAUAAUAAUACAUCAGAUCUUCUGGUUCAUCGUUACAAAUCCACCACAUACACCUCAUGUUUUCUAUAUUAUGUAAAAUUAUUGUACUAUUAUAAAUAUAUAGAUUGUUUUUAAACAAGGUAAUUUAUGUCUAUGUUGAUGUGGACUUUAGAUAUAGAAACUAAGAUACCAUUCCACAAAAAAUGUGCAACUUACCAGAGAAAAUGAUCACAUUUUGGAUUAUGGUAGCUUUGUUAAAAUAACAUAGUUGUUAGUAUUAUUAAGAUAUUUGUUUUGCUGCUGGUUGGUGAAACUCUUUCAUUACAAUUUUAGAAGUUUAUAAAUAUGUGCAUGCACAUAAAUUAAACUAAAUACUUCACAAAUAAUUAUUUAUGAAACAGCCAUAUAUUUUAAUAAUGUUUACUCCUAAAAACCGAAAUAAUGAAACAUACCUUUUUGAAAUUAAGUUUUUGCAUUAAAAUUACAUGUUGUCAAACAAAAACUUUAAAAAAAUUUUUUCAAAGCUACUUCCGUGCUUUGAAAUGUAAAUAGAUUUGUUUCCCAUCAUUGUAUAUCUAUUACGUUUGCCACUAUAUUUAGUGAGCAUAGAUGCAGCUUAAUGUCUGUAAUUGUAUUCACUAAUUAGAAUCAAAAGGGGGACCAUCCUAGAACAUGCAUUUAAUUGGUAACCCUUCGUUCAAACUUUAAAAGUAAUUGGAACACUUCAAGCAAAUGAAUCAUGUUUGAUGAAGUAUUUAAGGCAGAGCAAAGAUAAGUUAAUUACUUCAACAUGCAGUGUAAUAGAUCUCACUUUUCACACAGCAUACUUGGGAGUCAUAAAUAUUCCAUUCGGCAGUUUUCAUAAUCUCUGUUUGGUGUUGUCCUAAAAUAUCUUAUUCUGAAAUUCGCAUUGGGAUUCAUAAAUGUAUAGCUAGGUUGUUACCCAACAGUAUACUAUUGUUUAUGUAAAUAUUCAUGUGACCAUUUUAUUAGAAUAUUCGUAGGCAUUGGCCAUACAGUAUAACACUGGGUCACAGAUGUAUGUACUGUAGUUAUGUGUGUCCAUAUUUGUCUCUUACUUUGCAUUUAGUAUGAGAAUUAAUACUUGCAAGAUUAAUGUAAAUGUGCACUAGUUUUACAAACAUAACAGAUCAGUUUCAUACUUCAAAGGUUUGGUUACUUUGUGGCUUCAUUUCAUUAACAAGCACACCACACUUUCCGAGUUAUGAUAAUGAUCAAAUCCAACAUUUUUAGUGAUGUGAUGAGUCUCUGCUGUCAGUUCUUUAUAGUGAUGUUUGCAAGGCACACUUCCUGUUUGUAAGCACGAAAAUUUUUAAGUCAGUUCCUAGUGUGGUUAGAGCACAUAAUUUCAGCAAUACAAAGUACCUAACGAUUCGCUAGUCACAACUUUCCCUGAACAUAAAUUCUGUUCGAACUUCAGGCUUAAGAAAGUUCCAUUCUUUUCACACAUGUUACAUGGGUAUUUUCUUUUAAAUUAGUUUUUUUUUAACCAAAGAAUAAUUGUACUUUUUGUGUGAUUUGGUACUGCAUACUUUUCGUCCGGAAUGGCAUGUAAAUAUUUUAGAACACGUAAAGAUACAAAUAAAAAAAAUCAAAUUUGAUGAUGACUCUCAACAACAAAUUCUGUAAUGGAGUUCACCAAAAUGCAAUGUUUACUUUUAAAAUAACAUUACAUCCAUGGAUUAAUGUGAAAAUAACAUACUGUGAUUAGCUGCUCACUUUGUAAACUGUGGUAAAUCCUAAGGCUAUAACUUGCACAUGUUAACAAAGAGCAAGUUGCACCUGUUCUGUGAAUGUGACUGCGUAUUAGGUAUUAGUUACAAGACUAUUGGUGAAACCUAGCAGCAUGUGCAGUCUUAUGCUGUCAAACUGAUAGUAUGUGAGACAGCAACAUUGCUUCUUGAUAACAUUAUUCAGGCAGUUCUGGCCAUAUUAUGUAAUUACGUACCUACUCUGUUAAUUAUGUGCUAUUUAAAUCAUUGUUCAUGUCAUAGAAAUGUAAUGAACUAAAUAUUAGAACUGUAAAUAAGGUAAAUUAACUGCUCUACCGUAGGAAAACUGUUAUUGAAUAGCUCUCUUUGUUUACUCUAUUAAAAUUUUUAACACAUGUUGAAAAUAUUAAACAAUUUAAAUAUAUUCUAUAUUUGUGUCAACAUUUAGUAAAUAAGGUGCUAUUUCAGCACAAAAAUACGGCAGCAUGUUCGUGUGUACUGAGUUCUUUCACCAGCAGCAAUAACUACUCAAUUCUUUAAGGUUUCACUAUUUUUUUCUCUGCUGAAACUCUUACCUAGCCUUUAAAAGAAAAUACAGCAAAGGUUCAGAUUGCUAGGGUCACUUCACAUAUUACCAGGGGCGGCUCCACGGUCGAGCAAGCCGGGUGACCACUCCGGGCCCAGCGCCAGCCAUUUUCUUUUUAUGAUCCUCGUCUGUCUAUGGAAAAAGGACAUUAAUUGGAAAACGAAUAUUUUAAUUUUACCAGCGUCUAAUUUAAAGGGCUGACCGAUAUAUUUCCGAUUUCAAUUGUGUUUUCAUGAUUCCAUGUAAUAAAAACCUUCAAAGAUUUUAAUGCCUCAUAUAAUGAUGCAAUUUCACUGGAAUUUGAUAAAUUUAAUAAAACUAACCUGAGUAUAAUUUUUCUAGAAUAGAACAUCAAAAUUUCUUAAGAUAAAUUAGAAAAAUAAUGGUCAAAUUUUGUGUUCCAGGUUGGCUUAGAAACGUUUUCGAGAGUUUAGUUUGAAAAAUGUCCGGCUUUUUCAUUAGCCCCCCCUCCUCCCCCGGUAAGUGUGGCUCAGGGCACCGAGGUCUAGGGCAGGCACUGCAUAUUACUGUGGCAGUACUGCCUGCCCCAAGUUUUAUAAAGUAUUUCCAGUAGUGAUUUUUUCUUGAAUUUUUUUUUUAGACCUGAAGUCAUGGUUCAUUGCUUUGAUUGUGCUCAAAAGAGUUUUCCUGUUGCCCGGUUACAGUGGUCGUGUUCUGGCCAGUGCGUACCGGUGAAAGAGCUCAGUUGUCCGGGGCCGUAGCCAAGAUCUUGUGAAGGAUGGGGGUCCGGUUUAACCAUUACAUUAUUAUUUUUUUAUAAGUAAGUUAUCUUUAUAAUUGAAUUUAAAAAAAAAUUAUUGUCACUAAAAUCAAAGGAAAUAGUAUAUAUUUUUAGAACUCAAAUGCUUACACGAGUACAAUGAUUUUGGUUGAAAAAACUGAACAUUUUAUAUUUUGGUUAUAAUUUAACUGUUACAAUACUUUGUUCUUAAGUCAAGUAUAUGAAGAAUUUGUCAAAACAAGUCAUAAAUACAUAUUAUUAAAUACAUGAACACUCAUGAAAUGUUUAUAAAAAAACAAGUGUGCAAACAUGAAUUAAAUAUCGAUAACUUGGAAACACAAUUUCUGCUGCGUUUGUGUGUGUGAGACACAUUGGGCUAUAAUGGGGAGGACAUACAUUAUCGUAGCCCACCAAGAUUGAACAACAUCCUCUUCAAAUAAUAUCGCUGUAAGCUUAUGUAACUACAGGUUGUUAUAAUAGUGUUGCUAUAAUUUGUAAUCCUGGAAGGGAGGGGUCCCAACCCCACGGACCUACCCCCUGGCUACGCCCCCGAGUUGUCCACGGAUGAACUCUACAACCACUUCACACACAAUGGAGUGCAGGAUAUGGCUGUUAACUAUGUGCUCUCUUCGACAAGUGAUAUUCCCAUCUGUGUACAUUGUAGAUAGGGUAGAGAUAGACUUUUGCUGCUGAGGUGGUAAGAUAUCGAAGGAGUCUAUAUUUUAUGACAUGUUUAGAGAAGUGCUGGUCACAUCACGCGAUAGAAGUUGCUGCAGGCUAGCAUGUGCAGUGCAUGUGUGCAUUUGUGUGAAUGCUGUCUGGCAUACUGCUGCAUCCUUUAAUUGCAACAUUCAAUCAGACUGGUUUAAGUUACAGUGGUUUAAACAUUUUUAGAACUACGUAAUUACUAUUUUACGAAUAGAGGUAGUACCUGACUCCUAAUUAUCAGUGUUGUCAAUAGGGACUGUAAUUAAUACAAACAAAAAGUAAUUGAUUUAUACGUACCCUCAAACAUAUUCAUAAGCAAGUCCCAAUAAGUAAAUUAUCAGUAGAAUGUUGAUAAUAACAGCAUCAGAAAAUAGCAGAUUCAUCAUCUUUAAAGUCCAAAAUGUACUCGAGGCUGACAUGUGAUGUAUAUUUUAAAUCAUCUUGCAAGCUGGUCUCCAUGUGGAUAACAAAAUAAAGAGUAGGUGAUGGGAAAAAAACAAUCAAGUGUUUGCUGUACACAUUAACACACUACCACUAAUUGUUUUCAAAAUUAUUUCUAACACCAAUUUUAAUAAGUGCCAAAAAAAAUACAAAUAUUUACCAUAUGUAAAUAAAAAUAAAUUGGUAGAUACAUAAACUUUUCAUGUAGUAAAAAGAUUUUUUUUUACUGUGGUUAAAUAUAGGUGAUUCCUUUUGUUUUCAGAAUUCUCAUUUAGGUGUAAACCAUAUUAAAUAUGUCAAUUUUCAACUAAGAAAGGAAUAUAAUAUAUGUAAACAUAAAAUUGAAAGGUUGCACAUUUAAUCUUUAACUAAACAAAGGAUCAGAUUUUUAUUUGGGUGGGUAUGAGGUACAUAUGUAUUUUAGUACUUGCUGAGGAUUUAACUGGCCAUAUAAAGAUGUUUUAAGAAUUUAAUUACUCAUUAAAACAACCAUAGAACAUCACUUUUCUCAAAUUUAUUUACUUAUUUUUAAUAAAAUUAAUUAUAAUACUUAGCAAAAUUUAAAGAAACCUUAUAUGAUAAAAACAAAACUGAGUUUUAAACUGGAAGUUAGAUUCACAAUAAAAUAUGUUGCAAUGGAUACUAAUAUGAUGAACAUGAUUUCUUUGAUAGAAAACAUGUUAUUCCUAUUAAAAAAGUAAUGUGUUUCAAGCAAACCAUUCUAUAAAGACAUGUACCUAAUCAGAUUUCACAAACAUUUUUCAAGAAGAAACUUAAAGUCUUGGGAAGAGCAACAGUGUAGUGUCAUACAAAAUGUCAUUUGGAUUAAUAUGUAGAGACUUUUAGGUAUCAAUCCCAUUAUCACAGUCAUCUUACAAUGUUAAAACUUUAAACCAAAGCCACGGCACCACCAACAAGUUUGGAAUAUUUAUUGUAUUUUCUGGUGUAUGAGAAUUAAAAUAUAUAUAUACAUAUAUAUAUAUAUCAGAAACAGGAGACAACUGAAGCUUUUGAAAUGUGACGGGUAGACAGGGUUGUCAACAAAGAUUUACUUGAGCGUAUAAGGGAAGCCAGAAGUUUGAAACAAUGUCAUGAUGCAGCUCAUAAAAUACAAUAUGUAAGAUGUGUUAUGUAUGUGGAGAUGGUGUUGAUAUACAUAGGUGGUCCACGCUUAAUUGAACCUUCUCAGAAGCCCUGUUAGAGAUCUUUUAACAUUCUUACAUGCCUCAUGCCUGAAUAGCAUUACAGUGAGCCUAGUGACCCAUACACAUGCGUUAAGCAAGGUGAUGGAUACAUAAGAACUUUUGUCAUUGUGAAUCUUAUUCUCGGUUACAUAAACUCAAAUAAACCUAUUUCAGUAGCCACAAAUAUUUCCAAAGCAUAACGUGUCGUAGGAAGUUACGUCAACGACUAUUUUUCUAGAUGUACUGCAUGGCUAACUGGGUGUAUUCCAGAGCGUGAUCAUGUUCAUUUGUUCAUGGUGUACUAACAGUGCUUUAUUAUUUUCAAUGUUUGGUUUUGAAAGUUUUGAGCUAAGACUGAAUAAACUAGGAGAGCACGGAGAGUUGUGUCAGCACUGCCAACUGUUCCAUCAGCUUUCACAAAGUGCACAACACACAUUGAGCUAACAUGGCUGAUAAAUCAACUGCACUAUUUCGGUCCAUGAACUGCAGACUGGAGACUGCAAAUGCUAAGCUGUUUAAAUAGUUAAUACUAAACUCUGCAUCCUCAAAUGCAUUCAGAUCUCGACUAUCAGAGCUGUGCCAACAAUGUGAUACAUUAUGCUUAUGAAUAGUUUAACACACACAUAAGAAGGUAAAAUUUACACUCACUCACUAAACUUUUUAAAAAAAUUUUGUAUUAAAUUCCAUAAGCAGACAUGUUAGCGCAUAUCACUACAAGUUUGAUGGUACUUGUUUAUGAUUAUUUUUCAUGAAAAUAGCAAUUUAAUAGUGUCAUUUCAAUGGGAAUACAUCUGUCAGCCGAAUUAAUUGUAAAUCAAUAACAAAAAUCUCUCUGUAAGACACCAAUGAAAAUUCCCAUAACACAAGUUACUUAAGUUAGGCAGUGCUUGGUGUUUGAACCUUUAUUUUUCAACAGGAGCACUGAUAUUUUAGGUUUGUUUACAUGUCACAUUAUUUUGUUUAGAAAUCUAUUGAAAUAAAUAAUGUUGUCAGUAAUAAAACAUUUCAUUUUCGAAAGAUAUAAAAGAUAUAAAAAGAUAUAAAUUAUCCUCUCUAAAUUUACUGAUCAGCAAAACUAACUUAAUAAUAUAAAUUUUGAGUUACCAUAACACAAUAGUUAGAUCAGUAUAAUUAACCUUAUAACAAAACAUUAACCUGGCACAUACAAACAUAUACUGUGUUUUCUCGCAUAAUUGUCGCACAUUUUAUUCUAAAAUCAAGUUUGAAAAUUAGGGGUACGACGAUUAUGCGGAAAAAAAAAUUUGUUAGGUAAAGUUAUUCAUAAAAACAAAACCCGUUCAUGGAAAGUACGUUUAUUUAAAAAAAGGUGGAGUAUACAAGAGCACGCUAAACAAUUUAUAUUAAUAAUUCACUAAACAAAAACCUUUCUUCAACUUUAAAUAGAAAAACCAAAACUCUAACAUGAAUGCAAGCCACUUGAAUCUGACGUGAACUAACGUGUCGUAGUACACACUUGCCACGAAAGAAUGCGGGCUAUCAAAUGUAGUUAACUCGGCACCUGACAGAGAGUGCGCGUUGCAUCCAAUCGGCGAGAUAUCAAUAUUCGGCUACGUGCGCACGCUCUAUAUGGGCAGCAACAUAACCAAACAUGAAUGAUGCGCUGGCUACAUUUUUAUAAGCGGUACUCCGCGGCAACGUGGACAAUCAGAUAAAGUAAAUAACGUUUAAAAACUUCUUUAAAAGAAAAUUUAACGUCCGGCAACUUCGUAUUUUCGUUAAUUAAAUAUUUAAGUGGUAAUGACCGAAUUAAAUUUUAGUUAUCUACUUUAAAAUACAUUGUUUUAUACAGAAAAAUACCUACAUCGGUACACCGCGGCGACGCUGACGAUCUCAUAAAGGAAAUAACGUUUAAAAACGUCUUUAAAAUAAAAUUUACACGUCAGACAACUACGUAUUUUUUCGUUAAUUAAAUAAGUAAGUGGUAAUGACCGAAUAAAUAUUAGAUUUCUACUUUAAAAUACAUUGUUUUAUACGGAAAAGAUACCUACACAAAGCGCUUGGCAUCUACUAGCGGGACCAAAAACAUAAUGCGAGUUUACGCGAGAAGUUUUUUUAUCCCAAUUUUGACGGCCUAAAAUAUGGGUGCGACCAUUAUGCGAUAAAAGAGGGUACCUACUAUUACUAUUUGAACAAACUCUUGGCAAACAAAUAUUUUUCCUAGUGCAUAUACAGUCAGACAAAGCUUGGCACUUAUUAAUUUUUUAUGGUAGUCAGUUACAUAUCAGUUUAUGUGGCUUUAUUUACUUCAGAAGGCACCUAGAUUAAAGAUUUAACAUUUAAAUAAAAAAUCAUCUGCUUUUGCAACAGUAAAAAUGAAUCUCUUCAGUAUGUGUAAAAUUUAUUAUGUCAAAAGCAUACAUGCCCUUUGAUAGUAAUGACGUCAUUAAAAAAAUAUUAUAACCCGUAAAUUUUUUCAUAAGAAUUCACUAAAAAUUGUGCAUGCUGGUCACUAGAGCUUAAAUAGCAAUUGGCUUAACUUUUUUUUUUCUGGCCUGAAUUAUUAACGUAACGAGGGCAUGAGGGAAUAGUGGAAACUAUCAGGAAAGUCAUAGGCUCAUGAGAAGAAACAUUCGAAAGCACAAGUGAGCUUCCACAUGCUGUAUAUCAUUGGCCAGCAUUGUAUAUGCUGUUUCAUUGUUUUUGUCACAGCAAGAAAUCUUAGAAAUUUUUGUUUUACUUUCCUGAAAUUUACUUGUGUUACCCUUUACUUACUUUACCUGGUAUGCUGUACGUGCAGCAACCUUUCAGAGGUUUUCAAAAUAUGUUCAGUAACUAACUACUUACAAUUAGUUGGUGUUAAUUUUUUCCUAUGCACUGCCUAUUUUGUGAAGGAAAGAAAGCAAUGGCACCAUCACAAAUACAAACAAAAGAUUCUAUAGAGAUGAAUCACGACCAAAAAACGUUCAAAAUUGUAUAUGAAGCAUUAAAAAUUUGUUUCAACAGUCUGAAAACUUAUACAACCAUUAUUUUGGAAAAAUAAACUUUAUCUUGAUACUGUUUAAACAAACUGUUAAUAAGCAUGGUUAUUAUUUAUGUUUGCAUGUUUCUAUCAUUAUUUUUUUUUUUAAUUUGCACUUUUUCUUUAAAGUAUUUUUAAAAGUUUCACAAGUUUUGUGUGUAAAACUAAAAGCAAAAUUGUAAAUACUGUUCUUUAAAUACAUAAUGGAAUAUGAAAAACCCCAUUAGAUUUGGAGACUUAUGAUAAAUUCUUUUAACUUUUCCUAUCUUAGUUCUCCUACUGGUUCGACGUAGGGAGUGGUGCGGAAGUGCAGUACAUUAUAAGUACAGUAUGAUGUGUUAUUAUUACAACUGUUUUAAUAGUGUGACAAAAGAUAGUCUAAUUAAUUAACAGAAAUAAUCAUGAACGAAAUAAUAUUUCUUAAGCAAAUGCCUUAGAAGGAGACUCCAGACCCGGGCACCGCCCAGGCCCCGUGACUACUGACGCAUGCAUAAUGUAAGAUGUUUGUUAUUCAACUGUCUAGCCCUAUUCAUUUUAUAACCUCAACACAAUUUAUUCAACUUUUAAUAAUAAUAAUAAUAUCAAAAUUUCUUUAAAUAAAUUAGCAAAACCAUUGUCAAAAUUUAAGUUACAGCUCUGGUUGGAAACGUUGUUUUAAAGAGUUUAUUUUUCUCUGGGGGCUAUUGCAUGCACCACUCAGCUGCCCAGCACGACCUUGCAAAGUCUAAGACUGUCACUGGUUGUUGCAGGUUUGUAGAGUAAUGACAUCUGUCUCGUAGUCACCUGCAUAACACCAGCUCCGGGUGUGCCAAAAAUACCUUUACAUCACUGCAGUAGUACAGACAUGAAUGCAACAUGAUUGCAUGAUUACAAUCAGGCUACUCUGAGAAAUUACGGAGAAAAAAAUUGUAAUUUUAUAUUAAUGCAGCCAGCAUGCAUAAACAGAGAAAAAGGCAAUUUUACACAAAAAAAAGGGGGGGUCAGUUAAUGUUUGCUAUGGAUGAUGCUUUGUAGCAAAUAUUUGUAGUCUGUGUGUUACCUUAGCUGUGAUACUGGUCACUGAAGCCUGACUUAAAUUCACCCAACGCCAACCCCAUCUAACACAGCACUUCUAUCAUUCACUGCUAUGGUUUCAUUGCCGUUCCUUUCAUGGCCAAGAAAAUACUUACAUUAAACGUUGUGGUUUCUCGCAAAAGUUGGCCGGUAUAGACAUUUUGUUCCUUGUAAAUGCAGCAAACACAUGUAAUACUUAUAUAUUAUGUAACCAGAAUAAUAUGUGCUGUAAUGGUUCAGAACUUUUUUUUUACUUUAUUAUAUUUGUUGAAUUUGAUUGUAAGAAAAUGUUCUCCAAAAGUGUGAUAUAAAGUACAUGAAUGUAAAAUCUGCCAAAUCUUGUGUACAAAUACUACUGAAUGUGUUGUACUGAAAGACAGUGGUGUAGAAAACGAAACCACUUUUCCAGAGCAUGUAAAUAUUUAUGUAUGCAAGUUCCACAACUCUUAACAUAGAGUAGUGCUGUGUGGAAGUCAAUUAUGGUAUGUUGCAACUGAACAUAAAAUACUUCUUCAAUUAACCUAACAUGUUAUUUAAUUACUAUGAUUAGAUAUUUUGUUUUCCUUAAAAGAUGCACACAGAUAAAAAUAACCGCCUAGGCAAUAAGAAAUCUAAACCCAAACAAAGACUAAUUCAGAUUUUUAUUGUUACCUGUCAUGUCGAUCAAAAACUAAUGUAUAAAAAUAUUUUUUACAUUAUCAUUAUUUACUAUUUCUAAAAUAUUUUACUGUAAAGCUAUAAUAAACAAAAUUUAAAAAGCUCACUUUCUUAACGCAUACCAGUAACAUAUAAUUUUUUUAUUUAAACAAAUAAGUACUUCCUUCUGCAUAAAACUCAUAGCAGCACACACAUUUAGAUUUAACUUUGAUGUUUGAUCCUCGUGUAGAACAAAGUCAUUAACAAAAUAUGCAAUUUUAAAUUAUUUGAAGAUAGUUAAAGUAGGUACUCACAAACAUGACCUUUUGAUUUUAAUGUUAUCAUGUUCCUUGUUUAACACCUUAAAUUUUUAUUUUUAUAUUUGCAUGCAUGUUAUUUAAUUUUUAAACAGGCCAUUGGUUGUGUUUUUAAGCUCACUCUUAUGCCAGACAGUUAUUUGGGCGGUGGUUCACAUACUUAACUAAAAUAAAAUUUAAAUGCCACAUAUAGCCAUGCAUUUACCAGUCUUGACCCCACAAACCAUGGAGGUCAGCUCUUGUCACAGAGUGUGAAAAGCCAAUACAGUCCUUUUAUUAAAGAAGGCUUUAAACUUUAAAGUGUUUGGCUAACAACAAUUUCCUCUAAGUCACAGUCAUAAUUACCCUGCCACCUUCAACUUAAAUCACCACCACCAACCUUUCAAUCAUCAUUCUGAAAUCUACCGAUUAAAUCAUUCCAUAUUGUGACUGUAACAUUUCCAUGUAGUGCAGUUCAAUAUGUGAACAUUAUUAUAUAACAUUGUUAUGAUGACACAAGUAAAACAAUUAUAUAAUUUAAACGAUGGUAAACAUUAGGCAGGAAAUAAUUGAUUCUACAGGAAGUAUAAUUUGCAUGACCUGAAGAACCUUUUUGUUAAGGAUAAAGGGAAAGGGUCAUUGGUUAGGAAUGAAGUGGACAUCAAAUACACUGGUAAAAAGUAAAAUUUAACAAAUAUAUAUGGUACAUCAUGUGAUGUGCAUAGGAUAAACAGUGAAAAAACUAUGACUGGCUACAGGUUCAUUCAAGUCUGCACACACUGCAACAUCAAGUACAUACCUACAAACUCAAACUUCAAAAAAUAGUAACAUAAUUUUCACACACAAAAAAAUAAAAUACAUACCUACUUCAUAAAUGAAAACCAAAGAUUUUACAAAAUUAUAUUAGCCUAAAUGAUUGAAUUUCUUAAAACUAAAAAUAAAACAGUAUUGGUGCAGGCUAGCUAUGGAAGUCUUAGUAACCCCUAACAAUUACAAUAUGCAAAAUUUAUUCUGAAUUUAAAAAAACCGCUAGACCAAAUAAUUGCAAUAAUAUGCAUGGAUUGACUUAAAAGGUCCCUUUGAUUUUCAAGUUGCAACAUACAGACUGCCUUAUGAAUUUUAGGUUUGUGAGUUAUUACCAAUCAUUUGUGUGAUGUGUUGGAUACAUCUGUCUGUUUUAUCUUAUUAACUUCCUGUGCUUGGUAAUCCUUUGUAUGGCCUAGACAUCUCUAGUAAUGCAUUUUGAACAAAACUAAAAUAAAAAGUAUUAGGCUGUGAGAUGAUUUAAGAAAACUAAACCAGUAAAUAGGUUUUUCGUAACUGCAUAGGUACUUUACUAUUAGAGCACACACAGAAUGUUUCUGUUGUUUUCAGAAUUCACUUGUAUGUUAAGUUUGUAAUGUAUUGUUUGAAAGGUGUUAAAAGUUGUAUUGUCAGAACACUUGAGAUGAAAUAACUGUGUAGUUUUAUGUUUGUAUUUAAAAAUCUUUUAAAAUAUUGCUAACUUUUGAUUCAUGUUAAAUUUAUCCUCUUACUACGGUAAAGUAAUGGGAAUGUAAUAAACAACCUUAAAAAACUUUCUAAAAAAAA